Messenger RNA from Penicillium odoratum, 1407 nucleotides. Its product is annotated as Kinetochore protein Nuf2. The transcript has 4 exons. The record is from RefSeq and is a predicted model, not a curated record. Gene Ontology annotation, biological process: meiotic chromosome segregation; mitotic spindle organization; attachment of mitotic spindle microtubules to kinetochore. Gene Ontology annotation, molecular function: protein-containing complex binding. The annotation marks the transcript as partial. NCBI's taxonomy places the organism in Eukaryota, Fungi, Ascomycota, Eurotiomycetes, Eurotiales, Aspergillaceae. Gene Ontology annotation, cellular component: Ndc80 complex; kinetochore.
AUCAUUCGGUGCUGUGGCAAAACGUCGAACAACCACCGCAUGAGCAUGGCUGGCGCCCAAAAGCAACACAGUCGUGGUGGUAAGAAGGAAGACGACAACGAUGCAUUGAUGCGUUUGCCCGACAAGGAAAUUGCAGGAUGCAUCAACGAUAUUGGAAUCCCGUUCACCUCGACCGACCUCGCGAAUCCGAAUCCGCAACAUAUCCAGAUAGUCUUCGAACGGUUCGCGGAACUGCUCAUGAAUGUGACUCGAGAAACUGUCGAGCCAGGAAUGCAUGCAGCUGCAAACGAAGUUUGCGGAGACUAUCCAGAUAUUUUUCCCAAGGAGACCCGUAACCUCAUGGGGCUCCUCAUUAGAAUCCAAAAGCUGUUGUCGGAGUGCGGUAUUAACGACUUCACUUUCACCGACCUGAACAAACCAACCCAUGAUCGACUUGUGAAGGUCUUUUCCUACCUUAUCAACUUUGUCCGGUUCCGUGAAUCGCAGACUCCGAUCAUUGACAAACAUUUAAACGAUACUGAGGAGAUGAAAACGCGCAUCCAAGAGCUCUCUGCCAAAAACAAGGAGAUGCGACAACGCCUAGCAAGAUCGCAACAAGAACAGCGGAUAAAGCAGCCGGAAUUACACGAAAAAGUGGCACGAAACGACGAGCUCAAGGCCCGGCUUUUAGAUUUACGUCGUGAGCAAUCGCAGGUAGCGGAAAAUAUUGAUCAUAUCAAGUACCAGCGAGCACGGAGGCAGCAACAGCUUGAAGAAAAGACACAGAGAUUGGUUCGAACUCGGCGUGAAGCUGAGAGGCUGCAACCUUACGCUUUGGAAUCUGCGGUCACAUUGCAGUCAUUAUUGAGUGAGCUAGCCGGAAAAAUUAGGCGGGAGAAAAGCCAGAUUGAUGGAUUGCAAAAACGAGCACGAGAAUUGCAGACCUCGUCAGAAUUGUUCACAGUGGCCUCAAAUAAUGUCCAGACAUGUGUCACGCUACUUGAGGAAAUAUCCACCGAGAUGCAGAAGGAAGAUGAGGAAAAAUCUCGCGCCGCCCGGAACAAGGAAGCUAUUUCAGAUCAAGGUGCCAGUGUACGAGAUAUUGAGCAGACAGAGAAACUCCUGCAACGCCAACUAGCUCACUGGGAUGAACGAAUUGGACACCUUCAUAAGAAUGCCCAAGAAAAGGCAGAACUUGCACAGACCAGGAUGGAAGAACUUCUAAAUGUACAGCAACAACUCCGAGAAGAACGUGCAGAGAAGCAAAUUCCUAUGGAGCAAAUUCGAAUCCGCACUGAGCGGGCAGAGAAGAAGAUGGAGGAUCUCAAGGAGAACAUCGAGAGCGAGAUCCAAGCAGCAAACAGCCGGUAUCUCCAAUUGGCAUCACGUAUUGAGCUCUAUAUGACUGAGCUAGAACCGCUACUGUGA